AGUAGAUACGGAGUAGGUUGGUAACGCGAUACGAGAUUCGUCAGACAGAAAAGCACGACUGAAUGAGGUUUCCUGGUGUCAAGGUUAUCGACGGAGUAUGCUGAGGCGUGGCCGAGUCACGCGGGAGGCGAGGGGCAGAUCCUCCGAUCGUUGCAGGGCGGUUGAGGCCUGGCCCAAGGUUCCAUCACCGCCUGACAUCACUUGGCUGGCCUCAGACAAUAAGGAAAACAAAACACAAAACAAAAUGGAGGAGAAAUUCUCUGCCAGCCAGUCAGCUGAAUCACGCUGGCAGUUGCGCUGGCCUGACAUGUUCUCGCUACCUUGGCAGUACCCCAGAUUCACCGCAAUUGGCGGUGCUCCUCGAUGCUCCUUGUCUUACCUCUCACAUUCCCUGCUCCUUAUUCUGCUGGAAUUAGGCUGCUGUGACCAUUCAUCGCCUGGAGAGCUCCCCAGGAUCUUCUUUUUGAUUCCACUGGUUCGCCGCCUGGUGGUCACACUGUCCCGAUUGAUCCAGGUGUUUCGCCUUCAGCACUGCGACUCUCUUUUCCUGAUGUAGAGGAGCUUCCUCACACUUUCAUCCACCCUGUCGACUGCAUAUAAAGGUAAGUAGCUCUACAUCUUCUCGAUUUUUUAUCUUUCCUGAUUCCUGUU
Molecule: messenger RNA, 651 nt
Organism: Aspergillus ibericus CBS 121593
Lineage: Eukaryota; Fungi; Ascomycota; Eurotiomycetes; Eurotiales; Aspergillaceae
Exons: 1
Coding region: 98-556 (152 amino acids)
Source: RefSeq, a predicted model, not a curated record